This is a messenger RNA of Echinococcus granulosus, 2058 nucleotides long. RefSeq names its product Potassium voltage-gated channel subfamily KQT member 5. Gene Ontology annotation, cellular component: membrane. The coding region runs from base 1 to 2058 and encodes 685 amino acids. NCBI's taxonomy places the organism in Eukaryota, Metazoa, Platyhelminthes, Cestoda, Cyclophyllidea, Taeniidae. Gene Ontology annotation, biological process: transmembrane transport; potassium ion transport. The transcript is spliced from 11 exons. Gene Ontology annotation, molecular function: protein binding; voltage-gated potassium channel activity. The record is from RefSeq and is a predicted model, not a curated record.
AUGUUUGGAUUUGCAUCGGUACUCGCUUGUCUUAUAACCAGUGUUCUUUCAACCAUCCAGGAGUUCACUAUGGCAGCAUCCAGGGCCCUAAUAUACAUGGAACUGGUGCUGCUUUUUUGGUUUUUCAUUGAAUACAUUGUACGAAUGUGGAGCGCUGGCUGCAGGCCACGAUACCAGACUUGGAGAGGGCGUCUUCGGUUUGCUAGGCGUCCCUUCUGCAUCGUGGACAUCAUUCUAAUCGUGGCCAGUGUGAUUGUAAUUGCGAGUGACAAUACAAGCAACGUAUACGCGGCAAGUGCUUUGCGUGGCCUUCGAUUCUUCCAAAUCUUACGAAUGAUUCGUGUCGACCGAAGGGCAGGAUCAUUCAAACUUCUAGCCUCAGUUGUAUGGGCCCAUCGUCAGGAACUCUUCACAACAAUGUACAUAGGCUUUCUGGCACUUAUUUUUGGUUCGUUUCUCAUUUACUUGGUGGAAAAAAAGGACAACAGGAAAAUCCAAAGCUUUGCGGACGCUCUUUGGUGGGGCAUUAUAACGCUUUGCACUGUCGGUUAUGGAGACGCGGUACCAAAAACUUGGAUAGGGAAAAUUAUUGCGGCUUUCUGCGCCAUUGCUGGAAUAUCCUUCUUCGCCCUUCCUGCCGGCAUACUGGGUAGUGGAUUUGCCCUGAAGGUGCAACAGCAACAACGCCAGAAGCACUUGAUUCGAAGACGCAUACCUGCCGCUACUCUCAUCCAAUGCAUGUGGCGCUGCUAUGCUGCCGACAAACAGUCCACUUCCGUCGCCACAUGGAAUAUUUACACACCCCAAACUAUCAUCGAUCCCUUGUUCCAGCCAACGGGGUCAAUUUCUGAGCGAAGUGGUUUUGGGCGAUUCGGUCAGCGUCUUUCAUCGAUUAGAAGGAAAGCUGAAAAAUUAAAAAUUGGAAAUACAGUUCCGGGAAGUGGUCUAAGGCCAGCUCUGGCACAGGCCAAUCUUUCAUUCAUCUUACCAUCUCCACUUACCGGGAGGGAAGGCAACCACUUAAAAUCACUUGAAUACGCUCCCACACCUUCGGCUCCUGUUUUACUUAGGAAAGUCAAAUCAGAAUACAAAAUUGACGAUAGCCGAAGAAAGUUUGUAUCAGCGCGUCAAAAGGACACCUCAGCACCACCGGAAAACAGCGAUAGCGUGAUUACUCCAGAUUCAAGCGACGAUCAGAGUGACAGCUCCUCGUCACAGGGUAGAGCUCUGGAAAUGGUCAGCCCGACAGAAGCACGUGAGAGGAGAAUGGGAAACUACUACCUAGAAACAAGCCGCCCAUUAACUGAAAAUGACAAAGUUGUCAUCCGGGUGAUCCGCAAAAUCCGGCUCUAUGUCGCAAGACGGAAGUUUCGCGAGGCCCUUCGACCUUAUGAUGUCAAAGACGUUAUUGAGCAGUAUUCUGCCGGACAUUUGGAUAUGGUUUCGAGGGUGAAGAUACUUCAAUCACGGCAAGUUUUCCUUUUUUCUCAAAUAGGUCUGCUGAAGCGACUGGACAAGAAGAUAGACAUCGUGAUGCAGUUAUGCCAAAGUCUUGCGGGGCAGCGACCUCACACUGGCAGUCUUCCCCCUCCUGGUGUGGUUCCCCUAUAUGCUCAUAAGCCUUCUCAUCACAGCAGGGAGACGUCCUCUCGCGUAUCUCUGCUCCGAACGUCCCUGAACCUCUAUCCGGAUCAAACGCGCUCCCACGAGGAUCUAUCCACCUCGCCGACCUCUUCGUCAACCCUCUGUCCUCCCUCCCCAGCUUAUGAGCCCACCUCUACUUCCUCUAGACGAGGCAAACAGUCCGUCUCCUUUAGCUGCGAAACUGUUCUUCAUCCAUCUCGAGGGUACAUUAGUCCCGAAGUGUUGGAUGCGCAAGCUAGAGUAGAGAAGAGAAUGAAAGGGGAUGCAGGCCAGGGUAAUCAGGAAAAGGCGGACGCAAGGAAGAGUCAGAUGUUUGAGACAGAGGAGGACGCACUAAGCACAACCCACAGACCAUUUCCCACUGCCGCUACCGUCGUUCUGCAUCGACGCAAGAGUAGGCGAAGGAACACCUAA